AUGCCGAUCCAACUGGGCAACAUCCUGACCAACUCCAAGGGAGGCAAAUUCAUCCCGCUGCGCGGGGAGGGCAGCGAUGCGCCCACGUGGAAGAGCGACUGGCUGAAAGUGAUUUGGAACCCCUCCUGCUACGGCGAACCCGAGGCGGCGCGCGUCUCCAUGUGCCUGGAGCCCGACGAGGCCACCAAGGCUUUUUUCCGGGACACGGAGGAGCGGGUGGCCAAGGCACUGUCGGAACACUCUCUGCGCGACUCCCGCAUCUUCGGCAAGCCCCUCAAACCAGAGGAGGUGCAGGAGCGGAUGGCCAGCGCGCUCAAAAUCAGCACCAAGGAAACGGAGUUCCUGAAGCUCAAACUCCACUGGGGCAAGGUGCGGUUGUGGGGGCCUGAUGGUGAGAAACUCCCAGCACAGAAGCUGCACCUGCAGGGCUGCCUGUGCAAGGUCCACGUGGAGCUGCGCCAGGUGUGGCUGAUGAGCUCCCAGUGCGGCGUGACGGACGUGAUGCUGCAGCACUGCGCGAGCCGCCGGCCGUGGAGGCGGGCGUCUCCGCGCGCAGCGCGCACCUCCCUGCAGGGAUCGGAGCUCCUUCGUCUUCCCAACGCCCAGCAGCUGCUGCUCGCCCGGCCGGACGGGCAGCCCACGCGCGCGGGGCGGUUCUACUACCAGCUGGUCGGGCGGCGCCCGCCUUCCCGGCGUUUUGUCGAGGCGCAACCGCUCGUGCGCGACGGCCCGAAUGACUUCAUUCUGCUACGGGGAGGCGCCAAGAAACUGGUGCGCAGCCUGCAGCCAGAUGGCAGCUACCGCGUCACGAAGCUGGGCAAGGCCUUCUUUCGUGAGAAAUGGACUGACUACAUUGCCCACAUGCCCGUGAGGAUCCGCGGGAGGCGGCGCCGCGGGCAGCCGUACGUGAGGGACGACUUCCUGCCCGUGACGCUCGAUGGCCUGGGGCGCCAGAACGACGGGCUGGGCGAGGUGCAGGAGGUGCUGGCAGAAUUGCUACGUGGGCAGAAAAUCCCCGAUGAGCCCUGGGAGUCGCAGGUUGCCAGAGAGCGCUUUGUCCUGCCUAUCGUGGACCGGGGAGCAGCAGGAAUCUUUUCCGCGUCCUCGCACAGUUUGGUUGGGAUGGAAGAGUACACUCGAGAUGAGAAGAUCCCAAGGAACGUCGUCGCGGCUGCGCUCCGCAAGAUGGGGAACCCCGAGAACGGCGACGUCGUCAUGGAGCUCUCGGACGAGCAGUACACCUACGACGCGUCGCGGGACUGGGGCGUCUCCAAGCGGACGAUGCAGGUGGCGCAGAACCAGGUGGAGAGGUGA
This is a messenger RNA of Symbiodinium natans, 1314 nucleotides long. Lineage: Eukaryota; Dinophyceae; Suessiales; Symbiodiniaceae. The record is from the annotation of a GenBank genome assembly.